AUGGCCCUUUAUGAAGCCCAGCCUCCAGCCAACAUUGUCGCCGGCAAAGUCAGCCGCCCGGGUUAUUACAAGAGGAGCGGUGCCGAGGUCGUGGUGGGCAACUUCGAUCCCAAGGAGAUUUGGGUUGAUAAGGGGAAUUCUACUCGCAAGGCAAGCAAUGAGGAAAUGCUGGAGAAUUUCGUCUCCCUCCGUUGCAAAAAUAGUGAUUGUUGUGCUGAGUUGGAGGACAUAUGCAUCAAGUCCGCGCAGCUGGUCGGAGUCAGUCCCACUGCGCCCACCACACCUUAUGCGUUUGCUCCAUUAACGCUCAUCCUAAGUGUCUCGGAAGUGCGGUAG
Colletotrichum orchidophilum is the source of this 336-nucleotide messenger RNA. RefSeq lists its product as uncharacterized. The coding region runs from base 1 to 336 and encodes 111 amino acids. The record is from RefSeq and is a predicted model, not a curated record. The transcript has a single exon. Lineage: Eukaryota; Fungi; Ascomycota; Sordariomycetes; Glomerellales; Glomerellaceae.